CUCUAUGAGAGACAAUAUCGGAUGUUUACAACCAGAAAGUGACGGGAAAAUGGAAGAAAUGAAAGAAAUUGUUUUUGAGAAAAUUCGACUCGAGUUUGUUGAAGUGUAAGCGUAUCUCGUAAAACCCUAAAAACCUCUGUUCUCCAUCAAGUCUCCCUCACUCAACGCCACAAGCACGUACACAACCAGAGAAAUGGCGACACUGCAGUUCCAGCUGCAGCUGGCGAAACCCAACACCUCUUCUUCGUCCUUCUCCGCCGUGUGCCUGCCUCAGCAGAGGCUCUGUUCUGCGCAUAGGAGUAAGCGGAGGGGAAGUACUACGUUCAGGUCAUGGAGUUCGAGAUAUGGGAAUGUGAGCUGCUCAUUUUCUCAAAUGGACAAUGCCAAGAUAAAGGUAGUGGGCGUCGGCGGUGGCGGCAACAAUGCUGUGAAUCGCAUGAUUGGCAGCGGCUUGCAGGGGGUCGAUUUCUAUGCUAUAAACACAGAUUCUCAGGCGCUGUUGCAAUCUGCAGCCGAGAACCCAAUCCAAAUUGGAGAACUUUUGACUCGUGGACUAGGUACUGGUGGGAAUCCCCUCUUGGGAGAGCAGGCUGCUGAGGAGUCGAAAGAAGCUAUAGCCGAUGCUCUGAAGGGGUCCGACCUUGUGUUCAUAACUGCUGGUAUGGGUGGUGGCACAGGAUCUGGUGCUGCUCCUGUUGUAGCUCAGAUAUCAAGGGACGCAGGUUAUCUCACUGUUGGUGUUGUUACAUACCCCUUUAGCUUUGAAGGGCGGAAAAGAUCUCUGCAGGCAAGUUCUAUUUCUUUAUUUCUGCUUUUACCAUCUUGAUGAAGUCUGUCAGAUUGUUGGGCGAUGGAUUUAUGCUUCCUUCCUGUUUUAAUGCACUUGUAGUUGCAAUGUGGAAUUUGCACUUGCAGGCAGUGGAAGCUCUAGAAAAAUUACAGAAGAAUGUUGAUACUCUGAUAGUGAUACCGAACGACCGCUUGCUUGACUUAGCUGAUGAGCAGACUGCACUUCAGGAUGCUUUCCUUCUUGCUGAUGAUGUCUUACGCCAAGGCGUUCAAGGAAUCUCUGAUAUUAUCACAAUACCUGGGCUGGUGAAUGUUGACUUUGCUGAUGUAAAGGCCGUGAUGAAAAAUUCUGGUACUGCAAUGCUUGGAGUUGGGGCUUCCUCAGGGAAAAACAGAGCAGAAGCAGCAGCUGAGCAAGCAACUUUGGCGCCACUAUUGGGAUCGUCCAUCCAAUCAGCUACCGGAGUUGUUUACAACAUAACUGGAGGGAAGGACAUAACACUACAAGAAGUGAACAGAGUGUCCCAGGUGGUAACAAGUUUGGCCGAUCCAUCCGCAAACAUAAUAUUUGGUGCAGUGGUCGACGAACGUUUCAAUGGAGAGAUUCAUGUGACCAUCAUUGCAACUGGUUUCUCACAGUCGUUUCAGAAGACACUUCUAACAGAUCCUAAGGCAGCCAAACUUCUUGACAAGAUGGCAGCAGGGAGCCAAGAAACUAGCAAAGAAAGCCCUCUUCCUCUCAAAGCUACUGCUGCUGCAACUUCCACCACGCCUUCUCCGAGAAAGCUCUUCUUUUGAUCCCUUUUCUAGCCAUUUUGUUCCCCUCCUUUGGUUUAUUCUUAAGAUGGAGAGGUUUCCUCCUGCAAUGUUGCUGUGUAUUGAUUGUGAAGCUCCUCGAGUUGUAAAAUUAUAAUCUCUAUUCCUAUGCUUUUAGUUACUUAAUUGAAGCUCUGGCAAAUAAAAUAUAACAUCCAUAUGGAGAUGAAAAUGGGUUAAAAGAGGAGGUUAAGAAACACCAUGAAAUCAUUAGCUUUAUAGGGCUUGUAUUGUAUACUGUGCACUCAACACCAUUAUUGACUUCUGAUCUUCAAUUCAAAAUUUCUAUUACACAUUUCCAGUACA
Messenger RNA from Linum tenue, 1911 nucleotides. The record is from the annotation of a GenBank genome assembly. Lineage: Eukaryota; Viridiplantae; Streptophyta; Magnoliopsida; Malpighiales; Linaceae.